AUGGAAGUUGAUAGUCCAAACGUUGAGCUGCGUCCAAUUUCUUGUGACCUAGGCCAUCUAUCACGUUCGGACGGAUCGGCCACGCUAACACAAGGAGAUACAACAGUGAUAUCAGCUGUUUACGGACCAGGCGAUGUUAGAAUAUCAAAAGAAAUCAUAGACAAAGCCACAGUCGACGUUGUUUAUAAGCCCAAAACUGGUCUGCCAAAAUGUGAAGACAAAAUCAAGGAACGGAUAAUUCGUAAUUCUUGUGAAACGAUAAUUCUAGCCGGACUACAUCCCAGAACAUGUAUUGAAAUAAUUCUUCAAGAAAUGCAGAAUUGUGGAUCCUUUUUAGCUUGUUGUAUUAAUUCAGCUUGCCUUGCUUUACUCGACGCCAGCAUACCUCUAAAAUAUUUAAUGGGUGCUGUCACGUGCUGCGUUACAAAUCAAGGGGACAUUACUCUAGAUCCUACGUUACGUGAAGAGAAGGAAAGUGUAGCUGGAGCGACAUUUGUAUUUGAUAGUAAAGACCACAAUGUUAUAACCGUCUCGACAUACGGUACUUUAUCAACUGAACAAUUUCAAACCAUCUUGAAAACUUGCCGUGAAGCUUCCAAAAAAGUUUUUGAGUUUUAUCGUGAGUCCAUGCUGAAGAAAGUUUCUACAUGUGUGUAA
Messenger RNA from Lottia gigantea (owl limpet), 657 nucleotides. RefSeq lists its product as hypothetical. The coding region runs from base 1 to 657 and encodes 218 amino acids. Gene Ontology annotation, cellular component: nucleolus; nuclear exosome (RNase complex); cytoplasmic exosome (RNase complex). NCBI's taxonomy places the organism in Eukaryota, Metazoa, Mollusca, Gastropoda, Lottiidae. The record is from RefSeq and is a predicted model, not a curated record. The transcript has a single exon. Gene Ontology annotation, biological process: poly(A)-dependent snoRNA 3'-end processing; nuclear mRNA surveillance; rRNA catabolic process.